Echinops telfairi (small Madagascar hedgehog) is the source of this 4849-nucleotide messenger RNA. It is a transcript of the gene ZNF592, whose product is annotated as zinc finger protein 592. The record is from RefSeq and is a predicted model, not a curated record. Lineage: Eukaryota; Metazoa; Chordata; Mammalia; Afrosoricida; Tenrecidae. The transcript is spliced from 10 exons. Bases 208 to 3981 code for a protein of 1257 amino acids.
UGUGGAAACUAGACCAUGUGCCUGGGUAGAAGUUUCUCCUCCCUCCGCAGCUCUGCACCCCCAGCAAUGCUUACCACGUCCUUGUUUUGAGAACCUCGCUUAAGUUAGCCCAGAAGCAGUCUGCCGACGGGCAUUUGGAAGCCGCUGGUCCCGAUAAUAUCUGAGGUCCCCUUCAGCUUUGACACUCUCCUUUGCCAGCAUCCAGCCAUGGGGGACAUGAAAACCCCUGAUUUUGAUGAUCUUCUGGCUGCCUUUGACAUCCCAGAUCCCACCAGCCUUGAUGCCAAGGAGGCCAUCCAGACCCCCAGCGAGGAGAAUGAGAAUCCCCUCAAGGCUUCCGGCAUGUGUAUGGACGACAGCGUGUCCCUGUCUCACUCGGGGUCAGCCCCAGAUGUGCCGGCCGUGAGUGUCAUUGUCAAGAACACCAGCCGCCAGGAGUCCUUUGAAGCGGAGAAAGACCACAUCACUCCCAGCCUCCUACACAAUGGGUUCCGGGGCCCGGACCUGCCAUCAGACCCCCACAGCCUGGGGCACAACUGUGGGAAGUUCGAUUCCACCUUCAUGAACGGAGACAGCGUGAGGAGCUUUCCUGGCAAGCUGGAGCCACCCAAGUCAGAGCCAUUACCAACCUUUAACCAGUUCAGUCCGAUCUCCAGCCCCGAGUCCGAGGACACCAUCAAAGACAACGGGUUUGGGAUGAAGCCCAAGCACCCUGACAGUUACUUCCCACCCCCUCCCGUGGGCGGCCCAGCCCUGGAAGCUCUGGGUAAGUUCCCAGUUCCGGAGCUACACAUGUUUGAUCACUUCUGUAAGAAAGAGCCGAAGCCAGAGCCGCUGCCCCUGGAGACCCAGCAGGAACCGGAGCGGGGUGGGCUGAAGGCAGCCCAGUCUCACAAGGAGCUGCAGGCCAGCCGGUUCUUUGGCGAUGCUUUGGAGUUCAACAGCCACCCCAGCAACAGAAUCGCGGAGUCCAGAGGACUGGCCCCCGAGCUUGGCCCGUGCUCGGCAGUGCCCCCUCGGCAGCGUCUUAAGCCGGUUCAUUCCAAACUGUCCUCCUGUGUGGCAGCCCUGGUGGCCCUGCAGGCCAAGAGAGCGGCCAGUGUCACCAAGGAGGACCAGCCUGGUCACACAAAAGAUCCCUCAGGGCCCCCUAAGGAGGGUUCUAAAGGGAGCCCCAAAAUGCCCAAGUCACCAAAGAGUCCCCGGAGCCCUCUGGAGGCCCCCAGGAAAAGUAUCAAGCCAUCAGACAGCCCUCGGAGCAUUUGCAGUGACAGUAGCAGCAAAGGCUCCCCUUCGGUGGCUGCCAGCUCCCCUCCAGCAAUUCCCAAAGUCAGAAUCAAAACUAUUAAGACAUCGUCAGGGGAAAUCAAACGGACCGUCACCAGGAUCCUGCCAGACCCUGAUGACCCAACUAAGUCCCCCGUUGGAUCGCCUCUUGGGAGUGCCAGUGCUGAGGCCCCCAGUGAGGUGCCGGGGGACGAGGGCGUCACCCUGCCUGUGGAGGAGCACUUUUCUGAGGUGGACCUAAAUUCAGGGAGCCCCCAGGAGGACCUGAAAGGAGAGGAGAGCAAGGCUGGGGAGCCUCCGUCUCCCAGCUGCAGCUCCGGGCCCUGGACCUCGAAGGGGGCAGCGGUGGGCUCACAGACCGGCCGGAAGCAGCAGCAGAGCUCAGUCCUGCAGGCCUCCAGCCUGGCCCCAGCCAACCUCCUGCCCAAAGCUGUCCACCUGGCCAACCUGAACCUGGUCCCCCACAGUGUCGCUGCGUCCGUGACGGCCAAGUCCUCGGCUCCGAGGCGGAGCCAGCCCCAGCUCACGCAGAUGUCGGUGCCCCUGGUCCACCAGGUGAAGAAGGCUGCCCCGCUGGCCGUGGAACUCUUCAACAAGGUCCUCCACAGCGCCAACCCCGUGCCCGUCUACGCACCAAACCUCAGCCCCCCGGUGGACAGCAGGAUCCACGUGCCGGCCAGCGGCUACUGCUGCCUGGAGUGUGGCGACGCCUUUGCCUUAGAGAAGAGCCUGAGCCAGCACUACAGCCGGCGCAGCGUCCACAUCGAGGUGCUGUGCACACUGUGCUCCAAGACGCUGCUCUUCUUCAACAAGUGCAGCCUGCUGCGGCACGCCCGCGACCACAAGAGCAAGGGGCUGGUCAUGCAGUGCUCCCAGCUCCUCAUGAAGCCCAUCUCUGCAGACCAGAUGUUUGUGUCGGCCCCUGUGAACUCCACGCCACCAGCAGCCCCAGCCCCCUCGCCCUCCCCGAAACCCGACCUCCCCUCGGGCCCCGCCAGCCCCGCUCCACCAGCCUUGCCCCUCUACCCAGACCCCGUGCGGCUCAUCCGGUACAGACUCAAGUGUCUUGAAUGCCACAAGCCGGUGCAGGACUACAUUGCCCUGGCUGCACACCUUCAGAGGCUGGCGGAGGAGACCGAGGGGCUGACCUGCCAGGUGUGCCAGAUGCUGUUGCCCAACCAGUGCAGUUUCUGCGCCCACCAGCGGAUCCACGCUCACAAGUCCCCCUACUGCUGCCCGGAGUGUGGGGCCCUCUGCCGCUCUGCCUAUUUCCAGACCCACGUCAAGGAGAAUUGCCUGCACUAUGCCCGCAAGGUGGGCUACAGGUGCAUCCACUGUGGUGUCGUCCACCUGACCUUGGCCUUGCUGAAAAGCCACAUCCAGGAGCGGCACUGCCAGGUCUUCCACAAAUGUGCAUUCUGCCCCAUGGCCUUCAAGACUGCCAGCAGCACCGCUGACCACAGCGCCUCCCAGCAUCCCUCCCAGCCCCACAGGCCUUCCCAGCUCAUUUACAAGUGCUCCUGUGAAAUGGUCUUCAACAAGAAGCGGCACAUCCAGCAGCAUUUUUACCAGAAUGCCAGCCAGGCCCAGGUGGGGGUCUUCAAGUGCCCCGAGUGCCCGCUCUUGUUCCCGCAGAAGCCAGAGCUGAUGCAGCAUGUGAAGAGCACCCACGGGGUCCCCCGAAACCUGGACGAGCUGUCAAGCCUCCAGUCUUCAGUGGACACGUCCUCGAGCCGCCCCGGCUCUCGAGUCCCUGCUGAGCCUCCAACAUCGAGUGUGGCUGCUCGGGGCAGCUCCCUGUCCUCCAGUCGUUGGGGCAGGUCAGAAGCCCACCGUAGGACGGAAGCCAGGCCCCGGCUGAGGACCACGGGCUGGACCUGUCAGGAGUGUCAGGAGUGGGUCCCUGACCGGGAGAGCUACGUGUCCCACAUGAAAAAGAGCCACGGGCGGGUGCUGAAACGGUACCCGUGCCGGCAGUGCGAGCAGUCCUUCCACACCCCCAACAGCCUGCGCAAACACAUCCGCAACAACCACGACACAGUGAAGAAGGUGUACACCUGUGGGUAUUGCACAGAAGAUAGCCCCAGCUUUCCUCGGCCCUCCCUCCUGGAGAGCCACAUCAGCCUUAUGCAUGGUAUCAGAAACCCUGACUUGAGCCAGACGUCGAAAGUCAGAGCUCCGGGUGGCCCUCUCCCUCAGGUGAACCAUCUGAAAAGAAAAAGCGAAGCCGUCGACGCUGUGGACACCUCCAGUGGCAUGGCUGCCUCCUCCCCCAAAAGACACAAGUCCCUUUUUCAGUGUGCAAAGUGUAGCUUUGCAACAGACUCGGGGCUCGAAUUCAAGAGCCACAUACCUCAGCACCAGACGGACAACUCCACAGCCCAGUGUCUCCUCUGUGGCUUGUGCUACACCUCUGCCAGCUCCCUCAGCCGCCAUCUCUUCAUCGUCCACAAGAUGCGAGACCAGGAGGGGGAAGAGGACGGGGAGGAGGUGGUGGAGCCAGCGACGGAGGCGGCAGAGCCUGAGGUGGGCUCUGCGGAGGCGGUGCCCACGAAGACCAGGGAGAAUGGACUGGAAGAAUGUGCUAGCGGGUCUUUGCUGGCUGAACGCGAGGCAAGAUCAGAUGGUGCCCAGGAUGCUCGGAGUCAGCCACAGGCCCCUGCGGACCAGGAUAGCCACACACCCUCCCUUUAGGUGUGACCAGAGGCUUCGUAGUCUGAGGUUGGGUGUCGCCCUAGUGUCCUCCACUGACCACGCGGACAAUGAGAGGUGACAGGCCCUGCCCUGGUGGGAAUGAGGCCAGCCGUGCCCUGGAGCAGUGUCUGCCCUGAGCUACAGGGGGCUGAGUGGCCCCCCCGGCUCCAGGACCCUAACAGCUCUGGAUUUGCUUCUGUUAUUUAUGUAGCUUUGUGCUGCUUCUUGGUACCCCAGUUUUGUCUGUGUCCUCCCAGCCCCGGUGCUGUGAACUUGGCUUGAGACCCUCAGCUGCUGUGCUCUUCUGGGAGGCCCCCUGCUGGCUGCCCUCAGCUGCGGGCUCCUGGGAGCUCUGCUUACCUUCAGCCGCCAGCACUCCAGCUCCCCUCCCACUAUCUGAGCCUGAGAAGAGGGGGAGCAAGGGGUGCCCACACAAGUCCCUCUCAGAGAGCUCUGCCCAGCUGUCCUGUGAGAGCCCUUGGUUGCCUUGUCCUCCCUUCUAUCUUCUCCGAUUCCUUGUCCCCAAAUUGCCCUGGAGAACGAAUUGGCCAGUGUCCCAGUGGGUGGGUGAAACUUGGCAGUGCUAGUGGGGGCUCGGGCAGAGCAGGGGGUGCUGCAGAGGCAGGCGGGCAUGGCAGUCAGCUGCCUCCUUUCCUUCAGAGGGUUGGGGGCUGUGCAGGACUUGUUCGGCUACUGUGCCUCCUUCCUGAGCUGUGGGAUGGGUCUGGGGGCACACAGACGUUGGGAUAUUUGUCCUCUUGCUCCUGUGCCAUUGGAGAGGCUGUUGCUCCCGACAGGCCAGCCCCUCCUCCUCUUGACUACACUCGUGUUGCUCAGACUAUAUUUCAAAUAAAAACCUUUCCAUGGA